CGGUUACUAUACUAGUACGCGCGCUUCCCGAGAGCAACAAAACAGACAGCAGUCAUCAGAUCUCCAGGCACCUCGAGCGAUCGAGAGACCUGGGCAAACACGUGGUUGUGUUGUCUCUGGCUGUCAUCAUCAUCAUCACAGAACAAACUCAACUAACUCAAUUGACAUCUAUCUAUGCCGUGAGAAAAGACCUCUCAUCAUCCGAACACAACAACAACUAGCGAGUGGUAUACCGAGUCGGGGAGACAGACAUUUAGAGAAGUCUGGAGCUGUCUAAGAGUGUAGUAGCUCCAGGUUUCUCUUGGCUUUGAGAUUUGUUUCGAGAACUCCAUCAUCAUCAUCAUCAUCUAUCUAUCUUGACUGUCGAUUGACUGAUUGAUCAUCAAAAAGAAAGAUGAGCAGCAGCAGCGCUGCCAAGAAAAAGUCAGGAGGCGUUGGCAGCCGUACGAGUGCCUCGUACGAAGAGACGAUUGUGCACGGGAAGAAGCGCAAAGUGUGGCGUUCGACAGCCUCGAAUACGGCCAACAUGAUGUCUCCCGAGGCGGCUGCCAAUUACCUGCAACAAGCAGCCGAAGCCGCCGCGGCAGCCGCCGCCGCCGCCGCUGGGAGUGGAGGCGAGAGUGUCCAGAUCACAUUGGGUCCCAACGGAAUUGCCGCACACACGACGAGUGCCGGUGGUGCCAUGGAAUCGCUGCAUUGGAUGAAUCCCAAUUAUGCCGCUGGUAGUUCUUCUCAUCGAGGACCGGGUGGAUUAGUGACUCCUCUCUCCAGUCUGGGAGUCAAUAUGAACAUGAGCAUGAAUAUGAAUUUGAGUGGCAACCCUUCGUCUUCCAGCAGUUCAUCGGCGCCUCAUUCGGUCUCCUUUGGCAAUUUGGAUUUGGCCGCUCUGGCCAAAGCAGGAGACUUGUCGGCACUCACUAGUGCAGCCGCGCGGAAUGUCUGCAACAGCAAUACGGCGCCUUUUCCGACCAGUGGAUUCGGAACCAACAUGAACAUUAACGUCGGCACGGGCAUGUCCAUGGCAGGAAGUCCUCUCGAUCCUCGCACAGCCGCUGCGGCAGCCGCUGCUGCUGCGAGUACCAAAGCCGCCACCAGCAGUCUCUUGGGAAAUCCACUCGCCGCCGCCGCCACCAACGCCAAUACACUCAUGAACAAUAUCAAUGCCGCAGCAAACAAUGUCAACAAUAACAACAACAAAACGGCUACUGGAAAGGAGUCACUCCCCUGCAGUGAAGCCGAAAUGAAAGCACUCAUGUCCAUGUUUGUAGAAAUCAUGGGCAUGUCCAUGGACACGGAAAAACUUGGAAAGUCCACAGCCGCCAAGAAACGAGCUGCAAAAGCCAAGAAAAAUGGAGAGACGUCUUCUAUCUCGUCUUCUUCCAAUAGCAAUCAUUUGUUUACGUUUGGAGACGACGACAAGAAUGGAGUCGUCUGGCCCGAUCCUGCCAUUGCCGCUGCCACGGGAGAUUUAGACGCGCUCAAUGCUCAUCGAUACGCCUACUCGGAUGAUGAUGACGACGACGAUGAUAGUUUGCCACCACUCGAUGACAUGAAUGAAAUUCAAUUGCAACAACAACAACAUGACAAGAAAACGUCCAAAAACAACAACAUCCCCAAAGGCACAACGGCCGCGUCUCUCAUUGCCAAUGCCAGUGGUGCCACACCCAUCACGGGACGAUCCGGGAUUGCUCCCGUCGAAUGGGAAUCACUUGAACAGGUCGCCAUUGAAGAUGCCAUGGAAGCCGAAGAACGGGCUCGAAAAGCUGCCAAACGACGAGAAAAGAAAAAUCGAAAGAAAGAAAAGGCACGCAAAGAAGCCGCGGCCAAAGCGGCCGAAGCAGCUGCCAAGAAACGAGAAAAGGCAAUCUUGUCGUGGCGUAGUCGCGUCGUUUCUGCCUGUCAAUCCAAUGAAGUCGAAAAAUUGCAAUCCUUGUUGGAAGAAUCGCCCUUGACGACGACAACCACAACAACUAGUUCUUUGGAUGCCGAUGGCACACCACCACCCCUCAUGACCAUGGCGACCAUGACACCUCAUUUGGAAUUCCUAUUGCCACAUACCGUCGCCAAGAAUCGGACACUGGCCGAACGAGGGAAUGAAGCACGGACCAAACUGGCGCAUUACGUCAUGGACACCAACUUGCCGCUAGUCUUUACGACGCAACUCCGAACGGGACGAACCGCAUUGCAUACCGCCUGCUUGUUGGGUGAAAUCAACUUUGUAGACCAUGCCCUACAUUUGGCACAAAAUUGGACACAAGAGGGGGAACUGUCAACACUGCCCAGUUCCUAUCUAUCCACGACGUGCCAGGAGUCAGGUUUUGCACCCAUUCAUUACGCCGUAUUGUCCGGAUCCAAACCCGUAUUGGAAACCAUACUCAAAGCCGGUGCCGAUGUCAAGCUGAAAUCAACCGAUACGCAUACGUGGAAGUCAAGUACGGGGAAGGGCAUAUCGCCUCGGGAAUUGGCCGAAACGCUAUCGCAUGGAUCACAAGACAAAGUGCUGGAGACACAUGGCUUGGCGCUACAAGAAGCACUGGGCUACUUUUCCUCGUCCAAUGAUGAUCGGAAGAGGUUUCGGGUCAUUAUGGAACGAAUGGUCGAGAGGUUAAGAGAUGUCGAACAACAUGGAUACUCACCGCCUCCACCAGAACCAGAGCCGGUCGUAGAGGAAGAACCUGAAGUCGUGGAAGCCACUCCUCCAAAGGGCAAUGCGAAGAAUGACGAUGAUUCGGUCGAACCGGAAGUCAUUGAGCUACGUACUUCCGAGGAGAGUGGUAAUGCUAAGAAUGCCAAAAAGAAGAAGAAAAAGAAGAAGAAAGGUCAACAACAGGCUACGGAAACCACCACCAGCACAAAGAGUACAGCGGAAUCGGACGAAAAGAUGGACCCCAGUGAAACUGCACCGGCGGCUGCAGCGAAGGAUCCGCUGGUGGAGGCUCUGUUGGGCAUGGGAUUCACGGACGAUCAAAUCAGCGCAGCUGUGAAAGCGUGUGGUGGUACAGAUCGGGCUACUGCGGACGAUUUGGUAGUUUGGAUUCUUUCCGAAGGCGCGGGUGAGCCGGUAAGUGAGCCUGCACCCCCAGAACCUGCUCCUGUACCGGUACGAGAGGAACCACGAGUCGUGCACGUAGCUCCUCCUCCACCGGCUCCCGCCCCGGUGCCAGCUCCUGUUCCUGCUCCCGUCAAGGUACACGUACAUGUAAAGCCAAAGGAACCAACGCCAGCUGUUGCUGAUGCUCGGGCCAGGGACGUCAAGGCAGCCGCCAAAAAGGAAGAGGAGGCCAGGCUGAAAGAACAGAGAUUGGCAGCCAAACGAGAAGAGAAGAUCAGGAAAAAUCGCGAGUGGAACAAACAAGCUCAGGCUCGUCAGCAGGAGGAAGAACAAGCUAAGAUUGCACAGGCCGUGGCAGAAGCCAAUCGCGUGGCUUCCCAACGUGCUGCGCAAGCGGCCGCCCUUCAGCAACAGCAACAACUGCAGCAGAAACAUCAGCAAGCUCAGCAACAAGCACAGCAAGCUCAGGCGGCACAACAACAGGCUCAGCAGAAGGCGCAACAACAUCAGGCUGUGGCAGCAGCACAGCAGGUUCUGGCACCCGCAUCUGCCUUCUUCCCAGGAGGUGUGGCUGCCGCAGCGGCUCCGAACAUGAUGGGUCACCCCCCUGCUCAUGUGCGCGGACCACCGCCAAUGUCCAUGCCACCACAGCCUCCCCCGGGGCACUAUGGAGUGCCACCGCAGCCUCUUCAUGCAGCGGCGUACGACGUUCAUGGCCACGGCCAUCCCCAUCUCAACCCACAGGGCACAGCUGGCAACAUUAUGGCUGCCGCUAGCAAAUUGGUCGAAUCGCAAAAGGCAGCAGCCCACGCUCACGGAAGGGUCCAUCCCCAGGCAUACGCACCAGCCGGCUACAAUCCGAUGGCUCCUCCACCUCCUCAGCCUCCGACUGGCAUGCCAAAAAUGCCACCUCCGCAGAGCUGGGAGCCACCGAGCAACCAUGCCCCAAUGUACAACACCGAUGUGUCGUCGCAGUAUCCGUCGAUUGCAGAUGACUCUACGGUGUCGUCGUAUGGCAGUGGUCGAAUACCCGCUCCUCAAUCGUUCAGCGCUAAUAUCCCUCCCGGCUUUCGCCCUGCGCCUACACCGUCGACGCUGCCACCACCAGUCGAGGAAACGGCUUCUGCAGCAUCCUUUGAGGUUGAAGAGAACCCGUUAGGUGAGAUGCGUGCUACAGCUCGAGAGUUUGUUCCCACACACUUCACUACGAGCAGGCCCUCUAGUCGCAACGCAACAACCCUACGUCACCCAACAUCAUUGCCCACAACUGCCGAGUCGCCCACCACUUCUCGUCUACCAGUGUUCACGGGAGCCGACAUGGGUCCAGGCCAAGAUAAGUCACAGCCAUCUACUAGCGGUCUUCUUGGAGGUGUCAACACGUUCGGUUCGUCGCUUUUGGGAGGUCCUGCGCCAAGUCAUCUCGGUUCCCUGGAUCGUCUUCCCAGUGUACCACCCUCGACAGAGCAUUUGUCUCCCGUACCACCCAGCGCGGCAUCCUCCGUGACGGGCAUUACUACCGUGGACGAGCCACAGCUUCCUGUUGGCCUUGGUCUCGACAAGGAUUCCACCAGGACUCCUGCCAUUUUGGAGACAAUUUCGUCUGGUCUCGCGUCUUCCAGCUUUGACAAUUCGGGUGGCGCGAGCGGUGGUGGUGCCUCCAUUUGGGGCGCCAUCAACACGAGUGGUCCUGGAAGUUCGACCAACGCGCUGGCGGGCAUCCCGCUUGCAGGGCUUCCAUCUCUGUCCUUGUCUAGUGGCGGUUCGACUGGUUCUACUCUUGGACCUCGAUCGGAGAGCGUCCCUGGCGAGUCUGUGCUUCCAAGUGGCUUGGGUGGUGCUGGUACGUGGGGUGCUUCCGGCCUUGGCGGCGGCAGCUCAGCCCCAGGAGGCUCGAUCUGGUAGUUUGAUGGAAUGGGAUGGAUGUUCCCCUUGUAGGCUUGCUGUCUAGCUAUAGCAGCUCAAGAAACCUUUGUAUCGCAGUAGACUUCUUCUUUGCAUUACUUGCUUCAUCUGAUCAUGAUUUACAUGAAGGACUGUAGUUGUUUUGUACACGUUGAUAGACCUGGUAC
This is a messenger RNA of Seminavis robusta, 5121 nucleotides long. Lineage: Eukaryota; Bacillariophyta; Bacillariophyceae; Naviculales; Naviculaceae. The record is from the annotation of a GenBank genome assembly.